CCUUCCUCAGUCACAGCUGUUGUAGUGAGAGAUUAUUAAUGGCGGGUCACAUGAUUCCUCCCAAAGGACCAGGAUUGGGACGGGAAGUUAGGCAGCAACCGCCCAUUAAAUUAACAGCAGCGGCCGGGGCUUAUCAGACGACCUUUUCUCUGUCCUCAGUUUUGUAUUGUUUUGUUAGUCGGUAAGCGAAGAAAGCUCAUGCAAGUCAAAUCCCGUCUUCCUUCCCUGCUGUAGAUAAAAACAAAACCCAUAAGGGAUAGCAGAUUGAUACAGCUGCAUAAACAUUGAUAAACCCGCAACCCGACACACACCUCUUCUUCCUCCGUACUGCUUCUUCUGCUACUUCCCAUUCCUCUUCUUCAUCUUCUUCUCCCGUUCUUUCUCUUUCCUCUUUAUUCCUUCCUUCUUUCGUUUCCUACCAAAUUCCAACUUCCUUCUUUUUCCCUCUGCCUUGUUGGUUUCUUUCAAUUCUUGUACGAACUCGAUCGUAUCCCUCUCUCUAGAAACAAGGUGAUCCUCUCUCUCUCUCUCUCUCUUAACUUUCUCUGUCUGAUUCACUUGAAUUGAAUUCGUCGUAUUAAGUUGAUUGAGAAAGCUGAUCAAUUCUCUCAACUGGGUUGGUUUCUGCUCUCAUUUUCCAAUAUUCCUAUCCUUGAUAUUAAAGAGGCAGUAGGACUAGAGUUGGAAGAUCGUAUCCUCACCAAUUCCCCUGUAUAUUUCUUUUGCUUUAAUCAGAAACCUAGAGUUGGAAGAUCCUUUCCAUUUUUCCUAUUUGUUCCUGCAUGUUGUGCUUGUCACCUUCGUUUGACUGUGUUCAUUCCAGGAACUCAGCAACUGCCAUGGCAGGACAUAAGACAGACAAAACUAGAAUUGGGUUUUAUUAUUGAUGUAUCUUUCAUUGUUUCUGGAGUUAUUCUGCUCAUAUUGGUUGUCAAUUCUUGUUUCUCGCGUGGUGUUUGCUUGAAUCCAGAAUCGAAGCGGGGGGCAGGGCAAUCUACUUGAGAACCUUUUAUGGAAGGGAAGCACCAACUGGAUUUUGGUCUGCCACUUUUAUCAGUAAGAAGGGUUCCAUCACCCGCUGUUGUUGCGAAAGAGGCAGGCAGCAGGAGGAGCAGGAAACCAGCAGAUGUCCCAAAGCUGCCACCACUUCCCUUUUACAAAUCAGAGCUGAAAUCAGGGCCAGUCGGGGUUCCAGGGUCGGUUCCUUUUGUGUGGGAGAGAAGCCCUGGGAGGCCAAUGAAGGAAACCAGCUCAGAUUCCCUACCACCUCUCCUCCCUAGACUUCCUCCUGGGAGAAGGCCAUUGAAUGUCAAACAGGUUGCCUCAGAUGCAGCCUCUGAAGGGUCAUCGUCGCCAGCUGCUUCUUGCUCCAGGAAUGGUGGCCUUUCCAGUGACCAGAAUUCGCCUACUACAGUAAAGGCAGAAGAGAAAUCCGGAAAAGUUAUGGAGGAGACGAAGAGCUCCAAUCUAGUUGGUGAUAGCAUUGAUGAUGAAGAGACGUUCGUAGAUGCAUUAGAUACCCUCUCAAGGACAGAAUCUUCGUACUUGAACUGCAGCAUAACCGGAGUUAGCGGGCUAGAGGGUCUGGAUAUGAGACCAACUAGGACACUCUCUAGUGAUUUGCAGGCUAGGGAGUUCAUGAUGGGUAGAUUCUUGCCUGCUGCACAAGCUAUGGCUUCUGAGAAUCCUCAGUAUUCUACACAGUAUCCCACUAAGAAACAGCCUGUUCUAAGAGAGCAAGCUAGACAGAUAAAGACGAUUGAACGUGUCGAAGAGGAUCAGCCUCCUUUGAAAAGUUCAAGGGUAAACGUACUACCAUACCAUGCUCAAGUUGAUAAUCCAAAAGAGGAUGAUGAUGAUGAUGAUGAUUACAGCGAACCUAAUGCUUCUUCGCUUGGAAUUUGUGGGUUAUUGCCUCGGUUGUGCCUCCAUAAUUCUUUGAGUCUACUAAAUCCUGGUCCCAGGAUUAGAAAGCCGGCUCAUAUAUCCCCUUCUUCGGUCAGGACAAGAAGCAGCAUUGGAAAUAAGUAUGAUCAGGCUGCUGCUUAUGUAAGAAGAAUACCUUAUGAAGCUCAACCGUGCAAAGAGCCGCAGAGUAAUGCUGGAUGGUCACAUCAUGAGCCAUCUCAACCUCUGGCCUCUAAAACACAAGGUUUUCUUGGAACUCCUAACAAAUAUAAGGAUUCAGAGACGAUGGGUUCUAUUCUAUCCGUUAAGGAAGUCAUCAGUUUCGGCGAACUAUUAGCCAAUGAUGAUAUAGAAUGGAAAUCAGGCUCUGGAAGUCCUGUUGUUGAGAAAACCCUGUAUAUCGAUUCUAUACAGCCAGUAAAGCAAAUUGAAGAUACAGACUCUACUUCCUCGGAUAAGAAAGGGUCAGCCAGUGACAAGGAAUUCAAGGAAACAGUUUCUGUGGAUGGUUCAUUUCCAAAGGCUAAGCAAUCGAAGCCCUUGAGUAAAAAGGAAGAAGAAGAGCUUGAGCACUUUGGAUCUUUUGGCUCUUGUUAUCUUUCAUUUUCCGACAAUGAAGUUCAAAUGGACGUCCGGCGCGAUCAAGAGCUUAUUCUUGCUCCUGCUGCGUUGACGAUGCCAGCACUCGAUGAAGAUGGCAACAAAAAUAAUAGAGUGUGGUCAGUAGUCAGCAAGGGAGAUUCUCAAGGACCACUGAAGCAGUCUACCAACUUGACAAGGCAAAAGCUGGCAGGUGACAGAGGGAAGGACGAUUCGCAAAACCAAAAUAAUACAAGGCCAAGUCAACAGAAACCUUGUUAUGGAAACUCACUUAACCCUCUUGCACCACCUUUACCGAAAUCUCCUUCAGAGUCAUGGCUGAAGAGAGCUUUGCCCACUGUCUCGUCAAAAACACAGCUGUCGAAGUCUGCCCUUGGCAUUCUUGGGGAUUCAAAGGUUGAGGACUCCAUUACAAAAUCCUACUCAGAUAAAACCUGGGAAACGAUUGUUAAAUCUUCUGGCGAGAGGAACAGGCGAUUUCAGGUACCAGAGGGCCAACUUACAGCCAUACCAGAAGCCUAAGAGUUAAAGGGUCAAGUCGCCUUUCUGCAGCAUAUGUUGUAUAUCAGGUUUGUUGGGUGCUGACAGAUGAAAGCAUAAGGAAAGUGGGUUUCAGCUAAAUAAUUAUAGUAUAAAAAAAAAUGAUAGAAUCUUUUUCUGGCUUUGGAAGUUGAAUUAUUUGGAAUGAUAGAAUCAUUGUUCUCUGUAAAGCAUUACUGAAAAGGAGGGGCAAUCUUUGUAGCUGUAUGUAAUGAGAUUAGGAGAAUAAAAGCGGGGGCGGGUAUAUAUGAUCUGUAAUGCAUGUUGCUUAGUUUUUAAGAGUGAAAUAAUGAAUACAAGCAAUGAUUGUAUACUUUUUGCUGUCCCGUGUGUCCCAAACAAAAGGAUGACGCUAAUGCUGUAUUAUUGUUAUUGGGAUGGAAUAUUGGGCAAAGCCCCUGGCGGCUUUCUCUUCUGUGUGGGUCAGAGGAAUGGCAAGAUGGAAGGUGGAUAAAUUGUCGUAUGAAUAUGAUGUUUUGGUAACUUGUCAUUUCUAUAAGUGGAAAGUGAUUGAGAAGUGUCACGCUACUAUUAAAGUUUUCCAUCUUUC
Linum trigynum is the source of this 3598-nucleotide messenger RNA. Lineage: Eukaryota; Viridiplantae; Streptophyta; Magnoliopsida; Malpighiales; Linaceae. The record is from the annotation of a GenBank genome assembly.